AUGUCGGCAAAUUCCCGCCUUAUAAGUUCUCAAGACUCGUCAGUCGUUUACAGUGGAAUCUCGUGUGAAAUUUCAUUCGUUGUGGCUUUAACAUGGAAACAACCACACAGGAGAAAAUGUACACAAAACAAGGCGAUAAUGACUUUGGCCGUGAAAAGUAAAUGGCCAGAGAGACACACGAGCAUAGCUGCACAUGCUUUAUGUGGAAUUUAUUUACAAUUGUAA
Clunio marinus is the source of this 225-nucleotide messenger RNA. NCBI's taxonomy places the organism in Eukaryota, Metazoa, Arthropoda, Insecta, Diptera, Chironomidae. The record is from the annotation of a GenBank genome assembly.